AUGUCCAUGUGUUGUCAAGAAUCAAGAGCCGGCCGCGUCGAGGGCCCGAGGCGUCCAUGUUUCUUCAUUCGGGUGGCUUUGGUGGCUCUCACGUGGCGCGGUCGAUCCUCGAUUUCCCUCCGGCGACUUCACCUGUUUCCCUCCAUGAACAAGGCGAUGCAGGAAAUCCGCGAGCACGGCCUGAUGAAAAAAGCCAAUCACAAGAGCUUUCAGAACUCGCGUCUGCAGGUAGCCGCAACUUGUAACGAGUUGUCGGGAAACCUCGUUGUUUCCCACUUGCGGACCCGCGGGAAUGGAUGA
Ramularia collo-cygni is the source of this 300-nucleotide messenger RNA. RefSeq lists its product as uncharacterized. The transcript has 2 exons. The record is from RefSeq and is a predicted model, not a curated record. The coding region runs from base 1 to 300 and encodes 99 amino acids. NCBI's taxonomy places the organism in Eukaryota, Fungi, Ascomycota, Dothideomycetes, Mycosphaerellales, Mycosphaerellaceae.